AUGGACCCACAGAACUAUUCCUUCGUGUCAGAAUUUGUGUUGCGUGGACUCUGCACUUCAUGACAUCUUCAAAAUUUUUUCUUUAUAUUUUUCUUUGGGAUCUAUGUGUCCAUUAUGCUGGGUAACCUUCUCAUUUUGGUCACUAUAAUUUCUGAUCCCCGCCUGCACUCCUCCCCUACGUACUUCCUGCUGGGGAACCUAUCUUUCCUGGACAUGUGGCUGGCCUCAUUUGCCACUCCCAAGAUGAUCAGGGAUUUCCUUAGUGAUCAAAAACUCAUCUCCUUUGGAGGAUGUAUGGCUCAAAUCUUCUUCUUGCACUUUACUGGUGGGGCUGAGAUGGUGCUCCUGGUUUCCAUGGCCUAUGACAGAUACGUGGCCAUUUGCAAACCUUUGCAUUACAUGACUUUGAUGAGUUGGCAGACUUGCCUCAGGCUGGUGCUGGCUUCAUGGGUCAUUGGAUUUGUGCACUCCAUCAGUCAAGUGGCUUUCACUGUAAAUUUGCCCUACUGUGGCCCUAAUGAGGUAGACAGCUGCUUCUGUGACCUCCCUCUGGUGAUCAAACUUGCUUGCAUGGACACCUAUGUCUUGGGCAUAAUUAUGAUCUCAGACAGUGGGUUGCUUUCCUUGAGCUGUUUUCUGCUCCUCCUGAUCUCCUACACUGUGGUCCUCCUUACUGUCAGGCAGCGUGCUGCCGGUAGCACAUCCAAAGCACUCUCCACUUGCUCUGCACAUAUCAUGGUAGUGACGCUGUUCUUUGGCCCUUGCAUUUUUAUUUAUGUGCGGCCUUUCAGUAGGUUCUCUGUGGACAAGCUGCUGUCUGUGUUUUAUACCAUUUUUACUCCACUCCUGAACCCCAUUAUCUACACACUGAGAAAUGAGGAGAUGAAAGCAGCUAUGAAGAAACUGCAAAACCGACGGGUGACUUUUCAAUGA
Molecule: messenger RNA, 933 nt
Organism: Pongo pygmaeus (Bornean orangutan)
Lineage: Eukaryota; Metazoa; Chordata; Mammalia; Primates; Hominidae
Product: olfactory receptor 4K14-like
Exons: 1
Biological process (GO): G protein-coupled receptor signaling pathway
Cellular component (GO): membrane
Molecular function (GO): olfactory receptor activity; G protein-coupled receptor activity
Source: RefSeq, a predicted model, not a curated record